GCAGAGAGAGACAACCAGGACCGCGUUGUCCGAGUACGAGGCUCUCCUACUUAUAGCUCCGAAGCACGUCAAAGCCUCCACGACGAGAGCGAGAGCUUCGGCUUGAAUCGGCGGAGGAAGCAGGGAUCUACUUUCUCGCGAAUCCAUCAAGCAGUACGCCUGAGGCUGUCGCAAAGAGCACCUGCAGUCGCUCCUUCCGAACCACCAGCUUCAAAGGACCCCAUCGAUAGUUUUCUUGAGGGACUGGGUUUUCGGCGGGCACCGAUUAACAGGGUUCCUGGGUUUGGUGGCGCGGUCUUCGCUCGGAACACGAGGGUCGUUUCUGGGAUCUCCAGAUAUACCAGAGAAGAGCUGCGAUUUAAUCGAGAGAUACCGGUCCAGGUUGAGGCGUGAAGGUGAUCCUCGGGACUGCACUGACGUUUGGGACUUGGACUGCUUCAAGCCGACUUCUUCUCAAACACUGAAACCCAUCACGGUUAUUUCAUCUCUGAAUAUCUCCUCCUCGAGGGCCACCUAAUCUUCCACAGUGAAACGACGUCAGCUUACUUAACUGAGGGCCGUGUCAUCAAAAUCUCUUUCUCAAGAAUACGAACCUCCUUCAGCAUUGCCUCGGGGAGAAAUUAACGUCCACGUUAUUUGGAGUGGACCAAGCCAGCAAGCAUUUGCAGAAAAGCAUCCUAAAAGUGUCUUUUGUUGUUCAUCAAUCCUUUUAAGCAGCAGAAAAAGCAUCUUUCAUUUCAACUUCCCCUCUCAGAUCACCAUGGACAGAGGGCAAAGUCAGAGAAAGCGAAAGAGAGUAGAGGAAGAGAGCACCGAGGGAGCAUCCACUUCUUCGUUCAUCUCUCUGGUACCCACAACACAAGGUGGUGAUCAAUAUGACGUAUUCUUGAGCUUUAGAGGCUCAGAUACUCGAAAGAAAUUCACCAAUCACCUCUACCAUAGAUUGGUCAACGCAGGGAUUGUACCUGUUUCCGUGUUCAACGACGAUAACAGCAUCCCAAUUAGUGAGGAAUUUGGUUCACAGAUUCUUAGUGCCAUCUCACGAUCUAAGAUUUCGAUCCCCAUCAUCUCCAAAAAUUAUGCUACGAGCAAAUGGUGCCUCCGUGAGCUUAUUCAUAUGAUAGAUUGUAAGAAUAGCAUGUCACACAUAGUGUUGCCAAUUUUUUACGAAGUGAAGCCAUCGGAUGUGCGGUAUCUAAAAGGGAGUUUUGGGGAUGCCUUCCGUUCAAGUCAAAAGCAUCUUAAUGAGAAGGAUAUCCUGGAAGGGCAGCGGGCACUUAAUGAAGUCAGUUUCUUACAUGGAUGGGAAUCUGAGAAAUUUGCCAACGGGCAUGAAGGAGAAUUAAUUGAGCGUGUGGUUGAAACUAUUAUAAGCAAGUUACAGGAAGAUUUUCAGUUGGAUGUGCCUCAACAACUAGUUGGACUUGAUGGUCCUAUGAAGGAAAUUAUGAAUUGGAUAGGCAAGUCCUUCCAUGAAUGCUCGAAUGAUUGGAAUUUAUGGCAUGGGCGGGAUAGGCAAGACAACUCUUGCCAAGUGCAUCUACAAUCAACUCUUGAAUAAAUUUGUGCACUCCAGCUUCCUUCCAGAUGUUCGAGAAACUAUUAGACAAAAGGGGAUUACAUAUCUACAGAGUCAACUAAUAUCGGAUAUACUACAAAGCAAAAAUGAAGUGUCUAGAAUUGAUGAUGGAAUUAAUAUAAUCAAAUCUAGAUUUAGAGGAAAAAAGGUUCUCAUUCUUCUAGAUGAUAUAGAUGAUAAGAAUCAUCUUGAUGCGUUGGCUAAGAAACGUGAUUGGUUUAUGGCAGGAAGUUUGAUCAUUGUUACCACUAGGAAUGAAGCCAUUCUUGAUCAAUCUGAAUUUGAGGUAGACUACAAGUAUAAAUUGAAUGAAUUGGAUAUGAUGCAUGCUUUGCUUUUGUUUAACAAACAUGCAUUUCGUAAGGACCAUUCUCCAAGGGACUUUGAAGGUAUAUCUGGUGAUAUUAUAUCCACCAUGGGUGGGCUUCCCUUAGCUCUUCAAGUUGUAGGUUCUUACUUGUAUAAAAAAAUGAAUCGAAAAGUAUGGGAAGAUGUGUGGAAGCAAUUAAAAAACCAACCACAUAGAGAUGUCCAAAAAAUAUUGCAAAUAAGUUAUGAUGCAUUAGAAGAUGGACAUAAGCAGAUUUUUCUCGACAUUGCUUGUUUCUUUAUUGGCAAAACGAGCAACUAUGAUAGGUACAUGUGGGAG
Eucalyptus grandis is the source of this 2228-nucleotide messenger RNA. Its product is annotated as toll/interleukin-1 receptor-like protein. The transcript has 5 exons. The record is from RefSeq and is a predicted model, not a curated record. The coding region runs from base 761 to 1561 and encodes 266 amino acids. Gene Ontology annotation, biological process: signal transduction. NCBI's taxonomy places the organism in Eukaryota, Viridiplantae, Streptophyta, Magnoliopsida, Myrtales, Myrtaceae.